Messenger RNA from Vicia villosa (hairy vetch), 1433 nucleotides. Its product is annotated as 2-methyl-6-phytyl-1,4-hydroquinone methyltransferase, chloroplastic-like. The transcript is spliced from 3 exons. The record is from RefSeq and is a predicted model, not a curated record. Bases 85 to 1113 code for a protein of 342 amino acids. Lineage: Eukaryota; Viridiplantae; Streptophyta; Magnoliopsida; Fabales; Fabaceae. Gene Ontology annotation, molecular function: 2-methyl-6-phytyl-1,4-benzoquinone methyltransferase activity. Gene Ontology annotation, biological process: methylation.
AACAUCAUAGUGUUAACUUCCUUGGAAGAACCUUACUAUUAAUUUCUACAAUUUUUCUUAUCAUAUUGUUGUUGUCACCACUCUAUGGCCUCCUUAAUGCUUAGUGGUACUGAAAAUACAAAGCUGAUUAAUAGCAUAGUUCCAGCAUCUGGAUUAGGUUCUGUGAAUCUUAACUUCCACAAAAAGUGCUUCUUCAAAAAAAAUGCAGUUUCAUAUGAUAACAAACACAGGACUACAAACUUGACUCUGCGAUGCAGCAGCGUUUCAUCGGCAAGGCCUUCUUCUCAGCCUAGAUUCAUCCAACACAAAAAAGAAGCAUUUUGGUUUUACAGGUUUUUGUCUAUUGUAUAUGAUCAUAUAAUAAAUCCAGGUCAUUGGACUGAAGACAUGAGAGAUGAGGCACUUGAGCCUGCUGAUCUUCACGACCGGAGAAUGCGAGUUGUGGAUGUUGGAGGAGGAACAGGUUUCACUACUCUUGGUAUAGUGAAACAUGUUGAUGCUAAAAAUGUUACAAUUCUUGAUCAGUCUCCUCAUCAAUUGGCCAAGGCUAAGCAGAAGGAAGCGUUGAAAGAAUGUAAGAUAGUUGAAGGCGAUGCAGAAGAACUUCUGUUUCCAACUGAUUAUGCCGACCGAUAUGUUUCUGCUGGAAGUAUUGAAUACUGGCCUGAUCCACAGCGAGGCAUUAAGGAAGCAUACAGAGUGCUAAAAAUUGGAGGCAAAGCAUGCAUUAUAGGACCUGUAUACCCAACUUUUUGGUUGUCUCAAUUCUUUGCAGACAUGUGGAUGCUCUUCCCUAAGGAGGAAGAGUAUAUUGAAUGGUUUAAAAAGGCUGGUUUCAAAGAUGUCAAGCUUAAAAGGAUAGGUCCAAAAUGGUAUCGUGGUGUACGGCGGCACGGCCUCAUCAUGGGCUGUUCUGUCACUGGUGUCAAGCCUUUAUCAGGUGACUCUCCCCUUGAGCUUGGUCCUAAGGUAGAGGAUGUAGAGAAGCCUGUAAAUCCAUUGGUGUUUCUCUCAAGACUCAUUAUUGGUGCAAUUGCAGCCACUUACUAUGUACUAGUUCCAAUUUACAUGUGGAUCAAGGAUCAAAUUGUUCCAAAGGGUGUGCCUAUUUAACCAAAGAUUGGAGAAUCAGGUGAAAUUGGGGUAGGAAAUGGUGGUCAAGUUUUGAUGGUUGAAAUUCUUAAGGCUUAAUUUCUUGAAAUAUUCUGGCAUAAUCAAGUUACUACAAUUGUAGGAUGGAUAUUUUACUUACAACUCAAGCAUCAAUUGUUUAUUUGAAAAUUAGGUAGGAGAUGUUCCUACAGCAGAUAAGCCAUGUUUAUUGUGUAAGAACCAGCUUAGUAUUCUUUGUGCUUAUGUAAUCCUUUGCUUGACAGUGAGAAAAAGAGAUGCUCAUUAUUCUUUCUUUAAAUAAAAAUUGUUAUUUUUCACCA